Molecule: messenger RNA, 3153 nt
Organism: Patiria miniata (bat star)
Lineage: Eukaryota; Metazoa; Echinodermata; Asteroidea; Valvatida; Asterinidae
Product: adhesion G protein-coupled receptor E3-like
Exons: 20
Coding region: 94-2493 (799 amino acids)
Biological process (GO): adenylate cyclase-activating G protein-coupled receptor signaling pathway; cell surface receptor signaling pathway
Cellular component (GO): membrane
Molecular function (GO): G protein-coupled receptor activity
Source: RefSeq, a predicted model, not a curated record
GGAACAGUCACCCUUACUUCAGACAAUUCAGCCCCUGAAUACGGAAGCGAUGUUCACCUCAAAUGCACAGCCCUCGAUGAUACAGUCUACCGCAUGGAUUGGUACUGGAUGCCGCUCAAUGGCACAUCAGAUUCCAGUGUCUAUGUGGUCGAUUCUAAUUAUGUCUAUCAGACAUCUCACAUCGGCGGUACGUCGCCCCUCGACAUUGUGAAUUUCCAGAGCGAGGAUUUAGGGAUAUAUUUGUGUGUCAUCAACUGGUGGUCUGCAGUGGCUAACGUGACAUUGGGACCGGAAAGAGUGGCCACAACUAUAGAGCCAACAACUUCAUCAGCCACUACUCAAGCAGAUGAUGCAUCGACCACAGCCACUACUCAAGCAGAUGAUGCAUCGACCACAGCCACUACUCAAGCAGAUGAUGCAUCGACCACAGCCACUACUCAAGCAGAUGAUGCAUCGACAACAGAGGUGCCAUUCACAACUGAAUCUUUUGCCACGGUCACCCCAACAUGGUGUGCAUUAGGAGAUGUAGACACCCUACAGGAAGCGAUUGCAUGCGGUGAAACGACCCGUAUUGAUGUUGAACCAGGCAAUCUAACUGAUGCUAAGAGAGAAGAACUGGUUGAUUUCUUGAAGUUCAUUGCGACACAGCCCGCAGAGCAGCUGACAACAAUCUCAGAUACCGUUGCAGUUACAAAGACUGUUUUGAUGGCGUUUGCUAAACUAACAGAUCCUGACCAAAGUUUGUCGGUUCAGGGAGAAACAGCUAUUGUAGCCGAUACCGAAGAAGCGUUGAAGAUGUUGGCUGGAACUCUGGCACCCAAAACCUGUGCAACAAUUGGACACCAGACCGGCAGUGCAAGUCUGUGCAAUUCUCUUAACAUUGAUCAGUCGGAUGGCUACACCUUCAAGCACCAAGUGCCCCUGAGCUACGAUGCAGACGGCAAUGCAAUCGGUACCUUUGAAGAAAGCCUGGAGUUUGACUUGCUAGAUCUGGAUAAGGAUGCAAAGAAUGCGAGUGUGAUUGUUUUGAGGAAGGAAAGUACUGCACAAAACAUUGACAGAGUUAAAGACCUGGAUCAGGAUGGCAACCUUCAAGCUUCCAAUGAGACUCAGAUACAGCUGAACAGUGCUCUACUGACUUUCUCUGUGUUUGUAGAAGGCGAUCGUACGUCAGUGCCCGUUACAUUCAGUCUGUAUCAUCUGGAAAAUGCGAAUGAUGAAUCAAUGAAAGGCGAGAGUUCAACCGUCAACAUCAGCAGACAGUCAUUAUGUGUCUUUGUGGAUGAGACAGAUGACCAAGAUGUGCAAUGGUCAUCGUGGGGUUGUAAAGUGCUAUUGGACAGAUCAACCAGCAAGUAUACAUACUGCACCUGCAACCAUUCCACUAGCUUUGCCGUUCUCAUGCAAGUCACGCCCUUCAAGAUUUCUACAGCAGAUUCAUUGGCCUUGACCUGGAUCACUUACAUCGGCUGUGGUACAUCAAUGAUCAUGCUAGUACUGAUGUUAGCAGUAUUCCUGUACUUGGGGAGGAUGCUACAAUCUGGCCGUUCCUUCAUCCACACAAAUCUGGCGAUUGCAAUCUUACUCGCGCAGAUCCUGUUCAUCGCUGGCAUUGACAGAACUGAAAACAGGGGUGUGUGCAAGGCCGUGGCCCUCCUUCUUCAUUUCUGCUACCUGUCCGUCUUUGCUUGGAUGCUAGUUGAAGGUGUCCAUUUGUACAUGAAGAUAGUCAAGGUGUACGGCAGUGAGAACAUCAAGAUGUAUCCCUAUCUCUUCAUUGGCUGGGGCAUCCCUGUCAUCAUCACCUUGAUAUCAUUUGGAGCUAGUAAUGACGGCUAUGGGACGGGGAAUAGCUGUUGGCUUGACACAUCCUCUGGCUUGAUCUGGGCAUUUGUUGCCCCAGCACUCCUUGUCAUUGUGAUUAACAUGAUAGUUUUGGCGAUGGUUGUGCGCAUUAUCAUCAAAUCUGCCCACUUAAGACAGGAGAAGAAGUAUGAUCACAUCAAAGCUGGUAUCAAGGGCGCCCUCAUGCUGCUGCCUAUCCUAGGUCUGACCUGGGUCUUCGGACUGCUGGCUGUCAACAGCGCCCUCACUGUAUUCCAGUACCUCUUCACCAUCUUCAACUCAUUCCAGGGGCUGUUCAUCUUUCUGAUCAACUGCGCCUUCAACUCGGAGGUGAAAGCUGCAUUUGUACGCAAGAGGGAAAAGCAACGAAUGGCCAAAGACAGAGAAACACUGGAGCAUUCCAUGUCCUUUGUGUACACAACUAAACUUGACACAAAUGCUGAGAACACGUCUGACACCGGAGGGCGCUCUGAUCAUAAUCCAAAGGAGCCCUACACUGACAUCACCUCGCUUCGUUCAGUCUCCCUCUCCAGCCGUCCAGGGAGCAGCUCAUCCCUCCUGGAUGUUACUCAGCGAAAACACCUGAAACGUCCACAUAGUGGCAAGGUUUCACCAAUGCCUAACACCGAGGAUCUGGAGACCAUCUAAUGGACAUCAUCAGGAGACAGGCAUUCACAAACAAGACAUGGCAGGCCUGGCAAAGCUGACCAAAAUCCUACACAAUUGAUUGAGAAUGGCAGCCGCUGAAACCGUUCGUAGAAUUAGCUUAAAUUUACAUGAUUGCAAUGAAAACCCCACUUUUACCAUUUGUUAUGAGAUUUGACUAAUCACCUAGACAUGUAUCAUAAAAGUCAUGAAACAUAUGGCACCAGACUACUUCAUAUGUAGUGUAGUACAAGAUGAAUAGAUAAGUCUCACACAGCUUGUCCCAGCCGGCACUAAAAUCCAAUUGGAUCAGCCAAAGGUCCUGUUGUAGUUUUAAAGUUUGGGACUCUCAAUACUGUGUAUGAGAGUCCAAAACUAAACGUAUUCACAUGCAAUACAAGAAAAUAGACUGGCACCUGAAACAACUAGUCCAACAACCCUUCAGUACUGCAUGAAUCAACUUGUGUCAAUAGAAACAUAUGGCAUGUCUGGUACUAGUCUCUAUUUCUACACAUUUCUCCAUAGUUGGCCACCAGUUGGACCAUGGUUGGGCAUGUACCAGUCUAGUCUUUGUUUUCAAAUUGAAAUUACUUGACUUGCCUCUCAUGUGCAGAAUAUUGAAAAAAGGUCUCCUUUCAAAAUUGAAUUGAGACCUCAAACUUG